AUGCGCCUCCUCCGAAGCGACACUCUCGAGCCCGUGGAGUUCAUGCCGAACCAGAUCCCGCCGUACGCCAUCCUGUCACACACCUGGGAAGAUGAAGAAGUGAGCUUUGAGGAACUCAUGGGCCACGACAAGGCAUGGCAGAACAAGGCUGGCUGGAAGAAGAUUGUGGCUUUUGCAGAGAUAGCCUCCUCCGAUGGCUAUCAAUAUGUGUGGGCUGACACAUGCUGCAUCGACAAGAAGAGCAGCGCCGAGCUCCAGGAGGCCAUCAAUUCCAUGUACAAAUGGUAUCGCGACUCCCAGGUGUGCUACGCGUACCUGUCAGAUGUGAUGAUUGGUCCUCCGGUAGAGGGACGCUCAGCCGUGGAGGGAGUGCAGGGAUCCGCAUUUCGGGAGGCCCGAUGGUUCCGCCGAGGUUGGACGCUCCAAGAGCUUCUCGCACCCCAUCACGUCGUGUUCUUUGAUCAGGAAUGGAAUCAGAUCGGAGACAAGACCACGCUCCUCGAAUACCUAGAGGAGAUUACAGGCAUAGACGAGCGCUUUCUCAGCAGUCCGGCGAUGGUGCCUGAGGCAAGUGUCGCCGAGCGCAUGUCCUGGAUGGCCGGGCGGCAGACUACAAGAGACGAAGACAUUGCGUACUGCAUGCUGGGCAUCUUUGGCAUCCAUAUGCCGAUGUUGUACGGAGAAGGACACACCGCGUUUGCGAGGCUGCAGGAGAAAAUCAUGAAGGUCAACGAUGACUCGACUCUCCUCGCUUGG
Microdochium trichocladiopsis is the source of this 756-nucleotide messenger RNA. RefSeq names its product heterokaryon incompatibility protein-domain-containing protein. The record is from RefSeq and is a predicted model, not a curated record. The transcript has a single exon. NCBI's taxonomy places the organism in Eukaryota, Fungi, Ascomycota, Sordariomycetes, Xylariales, Microdochiaceae. The annotation marks the transcript as partial.